UACUCGAUAGGCGCCAAUUUUACUUGGUGUAAAAUUACAUUGUAAUUUAAUUGUGAAGUACAGAAUUAUCUUUUAGAAAAGCUAAAAAUAUUAGAUUAUCAUAUUCAUACAUAUGUGUGUUCCGAUUUCUUUGUAAAUAAAUGUAUACAACAACUAUUCAUGGAAGUAUGCAGGGAUAGUAAUGUCCAAAACGUUGGAGACUGUUAAUGUAAAGGAUAAACUGACAGACAGAAGAUUGUGUUAUUCUUUGAAAAGUAAACACAAACGUGUGUUAACAUCGAGAGAAAAUAUUUUCAAGCCAAAAUGCAAUAGAGAGCUCAAAAAGAAAUUAAAGAAAUACAAAUUAAGAAGAGAUGGAAUCGAGGAUCCUGACAUUUUAGAUGUGUCUAAAAUAUUAGUCACAUCGUUGAGAAUUAAAUCACCUAACAACCAAGAAAAAAUUUGCAAUAACAAUAAUAUCAUUGAACAAGAAGAACUGAAUCAAGGAAAUUAUCUUAUAAGAAUGGUCAGGAAGAAGAAAAUUUGUACCAAAGUUGAACCUCUAGCUAGUGUUCAAAAUAACAACAAAGGCCAAAAUGAAGAAAAUUUAAUAGCUAUUUUGGCAGAUGAAGUUGGAGAUAAAAAGCAUAUGGAUGCAUUUAAAUUAAUGAUGGAUUCUAGAAAUAAAAGUAUUGGUAGUAAUUCACCAGGCAAAGAGAGAUUAGAAGAACAAGAUUCAAUAGAAAUAGUAGAGAGAAAGGAAAUUAAGGCUAAAAGAAUUUUAUCACUCCAAAAAAUGGCACUGUCUAAAGGUCUUUUAAAGAACAAAGAAACAGAAGAAUUUAGAGAAAAAUGCAUUGAAAAGAAAUUAGUAAAAAGAGCAGAGAGGUUUAAACAAAUGAUUACUAAAACUGACGCUAAGAGUGACAAAAAGAAAAUUGAUUCUUCUGAUAAACAAUCCCAGCCUUCCAAUGACAACUGUGAUUCAAAAACUCAACCAAGGAAAAUUAAAUCAUUUAAGUUAUGUGAUAUUUUUAAUGAGACAACUGAAAUUAUUGAUCACAGUAAACAAUCUAAGAGUGUGCCAAAUGAUGACAUUGAAUUCUUGAAAAAGUUAUCUCCAUCAAUCAAGAAAAAGGAAAACAUGCUUAGUUAUUUUCAGAAAAUACCUAAGGAUGACUGUGAGGAGUUUGGAAAUUAUGAUUUAGUUGAAAACAAUGAUAAAUCAAUAAUUAAAGUGAAAUUUAAUUCAAAGUGUAAAAAGAAAACUAAAAUAUUAAAAUCUAUUGAAGAAAUAGAUACAGAUCCUGAAAAUAUCCAAAAUGGCUGUAAAAUUGUUACAAAUAGUAACAUAAAUGAAUUAAAUAUUAAUAAGCACAAAAGAUUUAAACGGAAACGUAAUUUAAAUGUUGUGGAAGGUAAUCUCUCGCUAGACAUAGAUGUCUUAACAUCAUGUAAUACUGAAAGUCGACCUAAAAGAAAUGUUAAAAAACCUUUAAAAUAUACGGAAGAUGUGCAGGUUUUUAGUUCUGAUGAGGAACUACAUAUAUUUACACCAAAGAAAAAAAAGAAUAAUGAAAAGCCCCUUCAAUCUAAAGUUGUUGACAUAGAUCAGCCAGAUGAUGGAGUUCAAAUCCAAAAGGUAAAAAAUGACAUGGAAAGCCAAAAUGUUGUGGAAAUAUCAAAAAAAGAUGAAAGAAAAAAUAAACUUAAAUUAAACAAGAAAACAGCUUUAAAUCACUCAAAAGCUAAAAAGCUCUUGCCUAUGUCAGUGAAAAAUGAUAAAAUACCAGCAAAAUUGGCACCAAUAUUUGUGGCAAAAGUGCAACUCUCUCCUGCAGAAAUUCAAGCUAAACAGAGGUUUUUAAAAAGCGGAGUCCCAGAAAAGUUAAAGAAGAAAGUGCAAAAUCCCACAAAUGUUAUAACUUUAGACAUGUUUCCCAGUGUAGUCCAUAUUCAACAAAGUAAGCAUGAUCUAAACUUACAUCAAGAAAAAGACUGGUUUAAGGGUUUAAUGGAUAUUGAUGAAUUUAGUUUUGUACAUGUUGAAAAUUCAUUUAAAGACCUCUUAUUGUUAAAAGAUGCUUGUAAUUAUAAAGUUCCUGUUCUUAGUAAGAAUAAACCAGAAAAAAUUUUGAAAAGUAUUAAAUGUGCUUAUCCAAAAUUUCCAGUUUAUCGUACAUACCAUUUGUUAAGUGGCAAAAGCAAAGGUGAAUUCAAAGAUUGUUUGUAUCCAGAUUUAGAUAAUAGCAUUGAAAUAAUUAAUGGGCAAUGCGUUGACACAAGCAAUGAAAAUCCUGAUCAAUUAAAUUGGUGCGACAAAUAUAAACCAACUUCAUCAAAACAAAUCAUUGGUAAUUUUGAGAGUAUAAAAGAACUUAAAAAAUGGCUUGAGACAUGGACUGAAAAUUUAUUCAAGGCAAAACAAACUGCAAGUGAUAGUUCUGAUUUUUCUGAUUUCUAUCAUUCUGAUACAGAUAGCAGGGAUGCAAAUAGAAACACUAAUAAUGUACUUAUACUAACAGGAAGGACAGGAUCUGGUAAAACUAGCAGUGUGUAUGCUGUAGCUUCUGAGCUAGCUAUUAAGGUGAUUGAAGUAAAUGCUAGUAGUAAAAGAACAGGUAAAAUAAUGUUGCAAGAUCUUCAAGAAGCUACACAGUCCCAUAAAGUUAACAGGGCAAAAAGCGGCUCAGAUAACUCACAAAAACUACAGGAAGAAAUUACUUCAAUAAAUAUUAAAAAACGUGGUAGGCCUAAGAAAGUAAUAAAUGGAAAGGCAAAGCCAUCUUCUCUUAAGACAAAUGAAAGUCAGCAACAAGUAUUAGCAAGUCAAGAGAAUGUCAGAACAGGCAUGUCUCUUAUUUUGAUAGAUGAUGCUGAUAUAGUUUUUGAACAAGAUGACGGUUUCUGCUCAGCUAUUGCACAGCUAAUUCACUCUUCCAAACGACCUGUCAUUUUAGUUACCUCUUCCCUUAGAUGUCCACAUUUACAGAGGUUUUUACAAUAUGGAAAAGUUUUACAUAUGCGCCCAGUUAUAUCUAGAAUGCUUGGAACUUGGCUGGAUGUUAUGUGCUUAGUAGAUUUGGGCAUAUGUUGUAGAGGUCUAGGAGCUAAAGUGUUGGAUUUUUAUAAGGGUGAUAUAAGAAAAACAAUAAAUUGUUUGCAAUUUUAUAUGAACUCAAAUAAACGCUUAAACCAAGGAGAUGAAGUUACGCUUUCUCAGUUCAAACAUAACAUUGAUGAUGAAGAUUCCAGUAUGUCUUGGUUAGACUCUGAAAGCUUGGAAGCACCUGUAUCUAUUGAUAUUGAGACAGAUGCUUAUAUUGAUAAACAAUUGCAACUGUUACAAGCUGGUAGUCCUCUGAAUGUUUUUAGUGUCUGGUGGAACUUACCAACUCACUGUAAGGAUUAUACUGAAACACAUGAGGAAGAAGCGAGUUCAACAAACAUAAACUGUAAAAAGGAGCAAAAUGCUGCAGAAAGACUUGAUAGAAUUGCACAUAUUUUAGAUACAAUAUCAGUGAUUGAUUGUUUUGAUCACGAUAAUCCAAAUGUGGGCACAAAUAUUAGCACAAGUCCCUGGCGUGCUUCAGAACAUGCUAGUUUAUUUGAAAGUGAAAACUUAGAAUGUUAUAACAGGUCAUCUUUAGUUACAAAAGAAAUAUCUAAUGUGCUCAUUAAUCGUACGAUAGCUGCAACACAAAGGGUGUUUAAGCAUGAGAAAAGCUUAAAUUUAUUAACUUCCACUAUGAGUAUUCAAAGGAAUAGGGACAAGAUAGUGUCUCGACACAACAAGUUGUCUGAAUACUUACAUCCAGCUGCCGUGUUAGAUCGCCGGGCAACUGCGCUAGACUACUGGCCAACGUGUAGAACUAUUUGCAGGAUAGAAAAAAGCAAAACCGAUUCAAAUGUGAAGCGGAACAAUCGCUUUUGCCACUACUUAAAGUCCUUGAGUAUUCUCGGCAAAAAUGAUUUCUUUGAUAGCCUUGCAGAUAGCCUCACUUGAAAUUGUUUAAUCUGUAGAUUAUUCCCGCGGUUUCGCCUGCGUGUAGCCCGUCAACUACCACAAAAGAUAUGCGAAGUCCCACUUACGCUAACAAUUAUAUCCAAUAAUAAUUGGUAACUAAUGUUUUUGUAAUUUCUGUAGUGAUUGUUCCAAAAAAGUAUUCUAUGUCCGUCCCCAGGAUGCCAGUUAACUCUGUUCGUUUCUUCAAGAUCAGUACAGUUGUUGACCCGAACAUAUGCAACAAACAAAUAGACACACGUUCGCAUUUAUAAUAUUAGUAAGGAUAUAGGUACAAAAAAUAACGUAUAUAGCUUGUAAAUUAUGUUCAAAUAUUUGGCGGUCUUGUUAGUAGUAGUAGUCAGAAUAUUCCACUACAGAUCUCGACGUCGUUGGUUCGAUUCCUUACCGGAUCAAACAUUAUUAGGGCAGUUCAGAUAAAAAAAAAUGCCUGAGCAAUUCACUGGCUCGACUGAAAAUAGAACCGUAUUAUCAUAGUCUAAACUAGAAAAUGUAGAAAAUGGUAUGGAUAUCGUAAUCGUGUCUCUGUCUGCCGGAACUGCCCUUUAUAGAUUUUUCUGUUAAGAAAUUCUAUGCAGUCAAGCCAAAUCAAAGACAAAUAUUUCUUUAUUCAAAAAUGCACAUAUAUGGCACUUUUGAUGCGUACAUAACAUAAAAAAUAUGCACACAGU
This is a messenger RNA of Pararge aegeria (speckled wood butterfly), 4674 nucleotides long. RefSeq lists its product as uncharacterized. Gene Ontology annotation, cellular component: nucleus. The coding region runs from base 182 to 3985 and encodes 1267 amino acids. The transcript has 3 exons. Gene Ontology annotation, molecular function: DNA clamp unloader activity; ATP hydrolysis activity; DNA binding. The record is from RefSeq and is a predicted model, not a curated record. Lineage: Eukaryota; Metazoa; Arthropoda; Insecta; Lepidoptera; Nymphalidae.